AUGCAGAAUGGCAACGUCGCUUUUGUUGUUGUCAUGCAGAAUGGCAACGUCGCUUUUGUUGCUGUCGUGCAUAAUGGCACCGUCGCUUUUGUUGCUGUCGUGCAGGAUGGCACCGUCGCUUUUGUUGUCAUGCAGAAUGGCAACGCCGCUUCUGUUGUUAAAGUGCAGAAUGGCGAUGUCGCUUUUGUUGUCGUGCAGAAUGGCAUCGUCGCUUUUAUUGCUCUCGUGCAGAAUGGCACCGUCGCUUUUGUUGUCAUGCAGAAUGGCAUCGUCGCUUUUGUUGUUGUCGUGCAAAAUGGCACCGUUGCUUUUAUUGUUGUCGUGCAUAAUGGCAACGUCGCUUUUGUUGUUGUCGUGCAUAAUAGCAACGUCGCUUUUGUUGUCAUGCAGAAUGGUACCGUCGCUUUUGUUGUCGUAGUAUUGGGUUAG
Messenger RNA from Procambarus clarkii (red swamp crayfish), 429 nucleotides. RefSeq lists its product as uncharacterized. The record is from RefSeq and is a predicted model, not a curated record. Lineage: Eukaryota; Metazoa; Arthropoda; Malacostraca; Decapoda; Cambaridae.